AUGUCAUCUGGUGAAAACUUGGCGCCAAGAGAUGCAAAAGUCAUCUCGGUGAUUCUCAGAUCGCUCGGAAUAGAAGAAUGCGAACCAAAGGUAAUCAUACAGCUACUUGAGUUCGCAUACAAGUACUCUACUGAAGUCCUUGGAGACGCACUGCUCUUCUCAAAACAUGCAAACAGAACACAGAUCAACUCAAGCGAUGUGAAACUGGCAUUGCAGACAAAGGUUGGGAAGUACUUCGCCCCACCACCUCCAAGACAGUAUCUUGCAGAAAUAUCAUCAAUGACCAACUCAAAGCCACUAUCGGUUCCUGAUGGUGAGACACUGAUCAAGGUUCCUCCUUUAUCAUCUGCACUGCUGAGUCUUGACUAUGAGGUUCUUGAUAAGGACAGCGAUAAGAAGCGACGCAUAUAUUGA
Ordospora colligata OC4 is the source of this 414-nucleotide messenger RNA. Its product is annotated as subunit of transcription initiation factor TFIID. Gene Ontology annotation, cellular component: transcription factor TFIID complex; SAGA complex. The record is from RefSeq and is a predicted model, not a curated record. Bases 1 to 414 code for a protein of 137 amino acids. The transcript has a single exon. Gene Ontology annotation, molecular function: protein heterodimerization activity; transcription coactivator activity; RNA polymerase II general transcription initiation factor activity. Gene Ontology annotation, biological process: DNA-templated transcription initiation; RNA polymerase II preinitiation complex assembly. NCBI's taxonomy places the organism in Eukaryota, Fungi, Microsporidia, Ordosporidae.